Messenger RNA from Coccomyxa subellipsoidea C-169, 753 nucleotides. RefSeq lists its product as hypothetical. The coding region runs from base 1 to 753 and encodes 250 amino acids. NCBI's taxonomy places the organism in Eukaryota, Viridiplantae, Chlorophyta, Trebouxiophyceae, Coccomyxaceae. The transcript has 5 exons. The record is from RefSeq and is a predicted model, not a curated record.
AUGUCUUCAGGAAGCUCCGCUGGCGACCCGAUAAUGACAGACUUUGAGGGCCACACCUUCGAGUUCAUGGGCGAGGUGGGCAAGUUUUAUGACGUCAUAUCGGAGAAAGAUCAUCAGAUGACGAUGAAGCUGAAGCUGGGCCAGAUGUGGGAUCACAACGGGACUUACAUGGAGGGCAUCGGCUUCCGCUACCAGGACCACACGGUCGUCAUCGAGCUGGCCUCCGAUGACAGCAUGCACGUGUCUUUGGAUGGCACCCAGCUGGAGAUGGCAGAGGAUGAGAAUGAGCAGGAGCACAUUCUGGGCCUGGAGUCUGGAGAGAUGAUGCUGCUGUGGCAGCUGCACUGCCCGGGCAUGGGCCAAGCUGUCGAGAUCACCACCGAUCUGCUGUGGAUUGUCAUCUACUUCACCCCUGCCGGCACGCGCGAUGAGGGCGGUGUGAUUCAGCCUGCCUACAUCAACUUUGAUGCUGCCCUGCUGGAGGCCCCAAUGCACGAGCUCAAGGGGGUAAUUGGAGAGGGCUACGGCCGACUGGCGUCGCCCACAAAGCCAUCUUUGCCGCGGGACGACUUCAAAUUCCACGGUGACGAGAGAGACUAUAUUUUGGACAGCUAUUUCCCGGCCGUGACUCACAAGGUUGCCAGGGCGUUUUCGCGUGGCUACAGCGCUUACGGGGGAAACCGUAAAUUGAUCGAGAGCAAUGACGUGGAAUUUCCUCUGUCCUUCCGGUCAGGGCGUUCCCUCCGCGCCUGA